UCGAAUGUUGGUCAGAAUUUAUCGAACUGUUGUUCAUUUAGGAUAAACUUUAGGGUUUCGUAUUAUUGUAAUGAAAUUUAAUUAAGACAUGGUGAAGAUGGAAAAAGACGAAGCUGCUGGAGAUUACAAUGGAUCUGUAGAUGAAGGAAUGAGAACUCUUAAUUUGUCCGGCCAUGUUGGUUUUGAUAGCUUACCUGAUCAACUCGUCAAUAAAGCAACAAAUCAAGGUUUCUGCUUUAAUAUUUUGUGCAUUGGUGAAACAGGGUUGGGUAAAUCAACCCUUAUGAAUACUCUGUUCAAUACCAAUUUUGAGAAUGAACCACAACACCAUAACAUGCCAGGUGUUAAACUAAAGGCAAAUACAUAUGAGCUGCAAGAAAGCAACGUUCGGCUUAAGCUUACUAUAGUAGAUUCUGUGGGCUUUGGUGAUCAAAUUAACAAAGAAGAAAGUUUCAAGCCUGUUGUUGAGUAUAUCAACCAGCAGUUUGAAAAUUACCUACAGGAAGAGCUAAAAAUUUGCAGGUCACUGUUCAGUUAUCAUGACACAAGAAUUCAUGCUUGUCUCUAUUUCAUUUCACCAACUGGACAUGGCCUCAAAUCUUUGGAUCUCAAGACAAUGAAAAAUUUAGACAACAAAGUGAAUAUUAUACCAGUGAUUGCCAAAGCUGAUAUAGUUUCAAAAGGUGAACUACACAAGUUUAAAAUUAAAAUCAUGAAUGAACUUGUCACAAAUGGAGUGCAGAUCUAUCAGUUUCCCACUGAUGAUGAAACUGUAGCUGAGGUGAAUGCAUCAAUGAAUACUCAUCUACCAUUCGCUGUGGUAGGCAGCACAGAAGAAAUUAAACUGGGCAACAAAAUGGUCAAAGCGCGACAGUAUCCAUGGGGUACAGUACAAGUGGAAAAUGAAAACCAUUGUGACUUUGUAAAGUUGCGUGAAAUGCUGGUCCGUGUAAAUAUGGAAGAUUUGAGGGAAAAAACUCACACAAAGCACUAUGAGCUGUACAGAAGAUCCAAGCUAACUGAGAUGGGUUUCAUAGAUGAUAAUGAUGGUGGGAAAAAUUUCAGUUUACAGGAAGUUUAUGAAUCAAAGAGAAAUGAUCACUUGAAUGAAUUGCAACGGAAAGAAGAUGAAAUGAGGCAAAUGUUUGUUUUAAGAGUGAAAGACAAAGAAGGGGAGCUGAAAAAAUCUGAGAAAGAGUUGCAUGACAAGUUUGACAAGCUCAAAAAGAUGCACAUGGAAGAAAAGAAAAAAUUAGAAGAGAAAAAGAAAAGCUUACAAGAUGAGAUAACUGGAUUUGAAAAGAAAAGACAACAAGCUGAAACUCUCGGAAAAGAGCAUUUGGCAAUGAGCCAAAACAAAACUGGAAAGAAAAAAUAAACAAAAAUUAAUGAGCCGCUGGCAGAGUAUGACAGCUGCAUAUGAUAUUAAAAUUGUUGGCAUACAAAUUACAAUAUACAAACCAUAAUUUGUUAUCACCAAAUCUCUAUCAGAAUAUAAAUAAAAACUUAUUUUUCGUUGGAGUAUAUUUUGCAAGCUGAUGUUAUAUAUUAAUGGAUGAGAUAUUGUCAAGCACUGUCACCUGUCAAGGCUGUCAUAUUCUGCAGACUGCCAACUAAGUAAUGUUACUUUAGCUUGAUUUGUGCAGUAAUAUCAGUAAUAUUCAACCAUAUUCCAAACAUAUUGCCAUUACAUUGUAUAUCUAUAACAUAAUAUAUGUAUGUAUUAUACACUAUAUUCAAAGAGUAUGCAGCAUAACAUUAGCAAUGCUGCAUUCCAUAUUUUUAAACUCAAUACCCCACUAAUCCUGCUAUGUGUAUUUAUAAAUGUUAACUAGUUGAUUCAAAUUGUUUCAGAGUUAAAAAAUAGUGCUUCUCAACCCCUGCCCGGUGACCCAAAAGGCAAAAGCUUCUUACUACAGUAGUCACCUACUAAUCUGUUCACAAAUCUGUUAUAGUAUAAAUUAAAUCAUUUUCAUUAUGCCCUUACAACAGUUAAUUUUAAAAGUUGUCUCAAUAACAUUUAUAUUUGGUUCGUGCAAAGUGGUUGAGAAGUACUGUGCCAAAACAAUGUUAUGUAAUGCAAUGUGUAUACAUAAAUAUAAUAUUUAAUCGCUGCGGAAAAAUGUUGUAACAUAUUAAUAUAACAUUCCAUAGUUUAGCUGGUCUUCUAUUCCAAAUUGGUAAAGUCCUACAGUAUGCAAAGUCAACGAAUGUGUGUAGGCCAGAUUUGGCCUUAUUUAUUCUUUGAAGGCGGAAUUUUAUAAAUAUGAAAAGUAGUGACUGAAAAUGUACUUGCAUAUCUAUCACCACUAUUGUAAUCUGCUCAGUAAAUAGCGUUAUGCUUCCAAUACUUUUUUAUUGCAUGGUUCAUACAAGAUGUUUUGCAUGGUGAUAUUCAAGUUAAAAAAUGACAAAAAUGUAUGUAUGCAACUAUUUACUUUGCAAAACUUCCUAUUUCUAUAACCUUGCCAAUUAACAUGAGUAUUUUUGCUCAUUUUUAAAAAUGAUUACCCUUCAAUUUUUGUCAAUGCCCGUGUUUAAUAUUUUGUGUCACAUUGUCAUAUACAUUCAUGUUUGUUUACUGAGUUUGGUAUAACCAAGUGCAUUGUUUCAUUAAACAGAUUAACAACCAAAAAA
Messenger RNA from Ciona intestinalis (vase tunicate), 2637 nucleotides. RefSeq names its product septin-6. Gene Ontology annotation, molecular function: GTP binding. NCBI's taxonomy places the organism in Eukaryota, Metazoa, Chordata, Ascidiacea, Phlebobranchia, Cionidae. The record is from RefSeq and is a predicted model, not a curated record.